AGUAUUUUUUUUGUGGUGCUGCUGCCAUUGGGCUAACCAGGGUUUCAACAAUCCACAAUCCCAAAAACAUAUAAAAAAAAACUAGAGGGAAGAGAGAAAAGAAGAAGAAGAAGAUAAUAAUUAAUUUCAUAGUCGAUUCCAACUUCCAAACCCCAAUUUCCAACCGAAAAGAGAGGGAAUAAAGAAUUCUUCACGAAAAAAUUCAGCUCCAUUUUUUCGUUUCAUCUCUUCCUCCUCUGAUCUUACAGGCCCAUGGAUCCCUUUGAGUUGAUUCGCAAAGCUUGUCUGAUCAAUGAGCAUAAUCAAAUUGAUCCAUUUUGAGGGUUUGGGUGAGGCUGAUUGGACAUUACUGCAACUUUAGUUAGAGUCUAUGUAGUUAUUUUGUUGACAUCCUAGUUGAUAAUGAACUUGUCCAAGAAAGUAUCCCAAACGGAUGCAAAGCUAAGCAGCCCAAGCAAGGCAACCACUUUGAAUCCAAAUGCAGCAGAGUUUAUUCCUUUUUCUCUCAGAACACCAUUUUCUGGAACCACCAGCUCGGUUGAUGCAACAGCAAGGCUGGCCAAUGCUGGAGCUCUUGGAAAAGCCGUUUUAGAUAGAUCAGAAUCAUCCAUUUCAAACAAUUCAGAAGAUGAGAUUCACCAAUACUGGCGAUGUCAGCUCCCUGAUGAUAUAACCCCUGAUUUCAAGGUCGUGGGAGAAGAGUCCCAAGGUCUUAAUGACCUUUCUUUAGCAGGCUUAUCCAUACAUGAUGACAUUGAAGGCUUGAUGUUUCAUUCUUCUAAAGGAAGUAGAUAUAUAUUCAAUGAGCAGGAAGAAUUAUCUCAGCAGCACAUUAAUGGCAAUAACUUUACUGAUAGACUAAGGUUUUCCAAUUCUGGCUUUCGGGAGGAUCCAUCUUCAGGAAGCACUUUGAACACUUCAGCGAAUCCUUGGGAUAGGCCAAUUGGGAGUGCCAACAAGCUUGUUAGCAGUGGUCAAGAGGGGCUUACUUAUGAUGACAACUCAGGACAUGGAUUCUUAAAUGACAUCUUUGCUGAGAAUGCAAUCGUGGAUGAUACUAAUUUGAACCCUUUGGAGUUUUUAGCUUCUCUGUUCCCUGGCUUUGCUGCAGAAAGCCUUGCAGAGGUUUACUUUGCCAAUGGAUGUGAUUUGCAUAUGACCAUUGAGAUGCUCACACAGUUAGAGCUCCAAGUUGAUGGUAGUUUCAUUCAGAAUCUGAAUUCAAAGACGCUGUCAUCUCCCAAUCUUAGUGCAAUGGACUUCCCGGCACUUACAUCAGCGGAUGGUCAUACUGCUUCUGUCAGAUUUUCUGUAGAUAAUGUCCAACAAAGAGGCAACCCUUACCGAUCAUCUGACAAAGACAUCCUGUCUUUCAAAACUACCUCUUCAAUUCCGUCUAGAGGUGCUAUUGACUUUGCUUCAGCUGUGAGGAAGCUGGCUUCUCAGGACUCUGGUAUUUGGAAGUAUGAUAAAAGUGGUUCUGGUGAUGCUGCCAUUGGCUCAAGCAGGACAUCUCAUGUUUUGGCUGGCUAUGAUGGUGGACAAGGGAGGGCCAGCUUCAGUGACAGGUUACAGAAUCGUGGUUUAGCUCGGGGGUUAGCACCUGUUUGGCUUGAAACUGGUGACACAGUUGCAAAUAUGUACUCGGAACUGAGGGAGGAGGCCCGUGAUCAUGCACGCUUACGUAAUGCAUACUUUGAGCAGGCACGUCAAGCCUAUCUUAUUGGCAAUAAAGCCCUGGCAAAGGAACUUAGUGCUAAAGGGCAAGUGCACAACAUGCAUAUGAAAGCAGCUCAUGGAAAAGCACAAGAGUCUAUAUAUCGCCAGAGGAAUCCAGUUGCUCCGGAGAUGCAGGGCAAUGGAAGAGGGCAUGAGAGGAUGAUAGACUUGCAUGGGUUGCAUGUGAGUGAAGCUAUUCAUGUGUUGAAAUACGAACUGAGUGUGCUGAAAAACACGGCCAGAGCCGCCGAUCAGCGCCUGCAGGUCUACAUUUGUGUGGGGACAGGUCAUCAUACGAGGGGUUCCCGUACUCCUGCAAGACUUCCGAUAGCUGUACAGCGUUUUUUACUCGAAGAAGGUCUUGAUUUCACAGAACCUCAGCCAGGCCUACUUCGUGUUGUGAUAUAUUGAGUGACGGAUGUUUUCGAGUUUUUGACACGGUUAAAGUUGGUGACAUUGAACACAAUAGAAAUUGUAGUCAUUCUUGUAUGUUGUAUAUGGAAGCAAGGCCUUAUCCAAGCCUUGAAGAUAAGGAGGAAAACAAAAAAAUUGAAAAAAAUGGAGAAAAUGGAAAAGGAGAAAGAGAAAGAGAGAGAAAGAGAGGUUGGAGAAAAAUUAAAGAGAGGGGUUGUAGCAAAAUUGUAUCAUUAAGGUUUAGCUGCAGAUUCAAAUUACAUUGGCAGGACUUCACAUUAGCCCUUGUUAUGGAUCAUCUUUUUUCUGUUAA
Messenger RNA from Arachis stenosperma, 2446 nucleotides. Its product is annotated as polyadenylate-binding protein-interacting protein 7. Bases 403 to 2130 code for a protein of 575 amino acids. The transcript is spliced from 6 exons. Lineage: Eukaryota; Viridiplantae; Streptophyta; Magnoliopsida; Fabales; Fabaceae. The record is from RefSeq and is a predicted model, not a curated record.